AUGACUGGAGCAGAAGCUACCCCAACCAUCACUGCUACUGGUUCAACCAGUCAAAUGAAAAACCUUGACUCCAAUCAUCCCUAUUUCCUUCACUCUUCAGAUUCACCUGGGAUGAGUCUUGUCAAUGUGCCCUUUGAUGGGAGAGGUUACCAAGGUUGGAGGAGAUCCAUUCUCAUUGCUCUUUCAGCCAAGAACAAACUUGGCUUCAUCGAUGGGAUUUGUGAAGAACCUAAGCCUGACUCAGCAGAUCAUCCUCUGUGGAGCAGAGCUAAUGAUAUGGUGACUUCAUGGUUGCUCAAUUCUCUGUCAAAAGAUAUAGGAGAAAGUGUCAUCUAUUCCAAAACAACAAGAAAUUUAUGGAACAGUCUAGAACAUAGAUUUGGCCAAUCAAAUGGGGCCAAACUAUACCAAUUACAAAAGGAAAUUUCAACAUCAGUUCAAGGAAAUAACAACAUUUCAAGCUACUUCACUACACUCAAAAAGCUGUGGGAUGAAAUGGACUCUCUAAGCUCUCAUCAAAAUUGCUCCUGUGAUUGUGCAUGUGGUGGAAAGGCUAAAAUGGCUAAGUUUCUAGAGGAUAAGGAUCCUGCAAUUUCUCAUGGGGCUCAAUGA
Messenger RNA from Nicotiana attenuata, 612 nucleotides. RefSeq lists its product as uncharacterized. Bases 1 to 612 code for a protein of 203 amino acids. NCBI's taxonomy places the organism in Eukaryota, Viridiplantae, Streptophyta, Magnoliopsida, Solanales, Solanaceae. The record is from RefSeq and is a predicted model, not a curated record. The transcript has a single exon.